Aegilops tauschii subsp. strangulata is the source of this 915-nucleotide messenger RNA. NCBI's taxonomy places the organism in Eukaryota, Viridiplantae, Streptophyta, Magnoliopsida, Poales, Poaceae. The record is from RefSeq and is a predicted model, not a curated record.
AUGGCGACAACGGCGGCGAAGAUUCUGUUGAUGGCGGCGGAGACCAGCGGCAGGAGGUCGCAGGCGACGGAGGAGACGAUCCGGAGACCUCGCGUCGGCAAAGCUGGACAUGCGCGGGCGAAGGGUUUCGGAGAAAAUUUCCAAAAUUCGACCCAUGGGGGCGGGGCCCCACUCGUCAUAGGCCCACAGGGGCCUAGCGGAUCGGGAGUGCGGGCGACGGGCGCCAGCCGGAAUGGGCGCCCGCCCAGGCCAACAGGGGGAAACGGCGACGGCGUCAGCCGGGCGCCGAAGCGGCACGGUGAGUGGGCGGCGGCCCGGCGAGCUGGUGGGGGGUGCUCCGAGCACGGCCGUGGCCGGAGCGGCGCGAGGCCGGCCGGUGGGCUGCAGAGACCGGGCGCCUGGACGCGGCCGGAGCGCGGCCACGGCGGACAACGGGAGGGGACGGCGAGCAGGACCGCGCGCAGGGAGCAGCAGUCGGGGACCGGGGGGGCCAGGGCGCGCGCGUGCGUGCGCGGCCGUGGGCUUGCGCGCACGAGAACAUGGGAAGGAGGAGGAGGAGCGGAGCUCACGGGGCCGGUAGGGGGAAAGGCAGCGGGGGUCGGGGAGGAGUCGGGGUCGACGGUGACGAAGAGGAGGCAGGCCCUCGAGGUGGGUCGACGAGGUGGCCGCGGCGGUGGCGGGUGGCGAUGCGGACGGAACGGCGUCUGCGGGAAGGAGGUCGAGGAGGCGAGCGCCAGCAUGGUGGCGAAGGGGGCGAUGCCGACGAUGCUGGCGAGUGGCGCCGGGGCGCUCCGGUGGGGAGGUGGCGCCGGCGAGGUGGUGGUGGGACGAGGCGGCGAUGGGGGGGCACCGACGGCGUCGGGGGCGGGGCGAACAGCAGCGAGCUGCGCUGCCCCGAUCUCUGGAUCGGGAUGA